AUGAGCCAAUAAGCAUACUUUUGUUAAUUAAACCUGGUGCAUUAAAAAUUACGUGUUAAAGAAUUUCGUGCAGAAUUAUAAAAAUGUCCAAGCUAUUGGGUGUGCCGCUAAAGAAACCCUCAGAGGUGGACGUUGUAAAGCCACUGAACAAUCUAAUUCAAAGCACCUACAAUGGAGCCACUGCCGAAGAGAAGUCGCAGUAUGCAGAGGCUGUAAAUGACUUUUCAAAGCAACGCAAUACAGCUAUUUGGAAAUUCUUUGAAAAGUAUGAGGCAUCGCUGGAAACCGUGUAUGCCUACUACGAUCAGAUAUGCGCACUGGAAACAAAGAUUUCGGCCAACGAGUUGCAAAUACCGUUCAAGUGGAAGGAUGCCUUUGAUAAAGGCUCUAUUUUCGGUGGUAAAAUUAGUCUGACGCACACCUCGCUGUUGUAUGAGAAGGUUUGUGUGCUGUUCAACAUUGCCGCCUUGCAGAGCAGCGUGGCGGUCAGUCAGCCGCUGGACACAGAUGAAGGUCUCAAACUAGCAAUUAAGCUGCUGCAACAGAGUGCUGGCAUUUAUCAAUAUUUAAAAGGCGCCACGCCCGCUGCAGUGCCUUCAGAGCCAACGCCAGACCUCAGCCAGGAUACACUAACUGUGUUGCAAGCACUAAUGGUGGCUCAAGCGCAGGAAGUUUUUAUACUAAAGGCCAUAAAGGACAAUAUGAAGGAUCAGAUCAUUGCUAAACUGUGCUGCCAAGGCGAGGAAUUUUAUGCAGAUGUCCUGCGUGCCAUGCAGAAGGAGUCAGUACGCAAUCUAUGGGAAAAGGAAUGGAUACCCACCAUAGCUGGCAAGCAGGCUGGCUUCCAUGCGCUUACUCAGCUCUAUCAGAGCUUGGUUUGCCGCUCAACCAAGAAAGUGGGUGAGGAGAUUGCACGCCUGCGCAAUGCUAUUGAACUGUUUAAGGCCGCCCAAACGCGCGGUGGCAAUGAAACCUAUUUGGAUGAGUAUUUCAGUCGUGCCAAGCGCAAUCUGGCCGAGUCCACCAAGGACAAUGAGUUUAUCUAUAAUGAAAUCAUACCAGAGAUCAGUACAUUGGCCUCGCCUGGCAAAGCGCAGCUAGCCAAACCCUUGCCCAUGGCUGCACCCAUGGCCGGCAACUUUAAGGACAUUUUCACCAAUCUGGUGCCCGUGGAGUUGCAUCGUGCACUCACUGCUUCCGAUAUGCGUAAGAACGAGAUAGUCAAUGCAGAGAUUAUGAAGCUUCGUGAAGCUACUCAAACUUUGAACGCCGUUUUGGCCAGCCUCAAUCUGCCAGCUGCCGUUGAGACUACAGACAGCAACAGUGGUCUGCCACCUUCAUUGCGCGAAAAAGCCAAUGAAGUGCGCGGCAAGGGAGGCAUAGAGCAUGUGCAGACCAUGCUUAAGGAUUUGCCAGAACUGCUCAGUCGCAAUCGUGAGAUUUUGGACGAAACCGAGCGCUUGCUGGAUGAGGAACGUGAUUCAGAUAAUCAGCUACGCGGACAGUUCAAAGAGCGCUGGACGCGCCUCAGCUCAGACAAGUUGACCGAGAUGUUCCGCACCAAUGCUAAAAAGUAUCGCGAAGUUAUUACGAAUGCCAUUGAAGCCGACAAGGUAGUGCGCCAAAAGUUUGAGGCGAACCAAAAGGGUAUUGAGCUGCUCUCGAUGCCACCAGAACAAAUACAGCAGUCACUUCCCUCUGCCAGCGGCAGCGUGGAUCCUAACUGCACCAGCGUGCAACGCCUGAAGCAACUUAUGGAGGCCGUCGAAACCAUUAAGGCUGAACGCGAUGCUGUCGAAUCGGAGCUAAAGUCGGCUACAUUUAAUAUGAAAAAUGAGUUUUUGCAAGCUCUGCAAAAAGAUGGUGCCAUUGAUGAGCCCGCUUUGUCGUUGGCGCGCAUUGGCCAAGUGCUAAGUCCAUUGCAGACACAGGUCAAGGAAAGCACUGAGCGUCAGCAAACACUUGUUGCUGAUAUACAAAGCGCACAUGCUGCUUUUAGCACCGAAACGGGCAGCUGCGGCAAUUCACGCGAUAAACUCUACAAGGAACUGGCCACCGCAUACGAUAGCUUCGUGGAACUCUCAGGAAAUUUGCAGGAAGGCACCAAGUUCUACAACGACCUGACCCAACUGCUGGUCGUAUUUCAGAAUAAGAUAAGUGAUUUUGUAUUUGCGCGCAAGACCGAAAAGGAAGAGUUGCUCAAGGAUCUGACCACUGAGUCGAGUCGCCAGGCGCCACCAGCUACUCCAGCUUUGCCAUCACACUAUGCGUCCACCUCGGGCAGUGGCAGCGAUAUACCGGCUGCAGGCGCACCACUCGCUCCAGCUGGUCCAAGCAAUGUACCUUAUCCAGCUCAAGUACAUAUGCCAGUGCCGUAUGGUGCCUCACCGGGUGUGCCAUACCCCACAUUUGUGCCUCCGCCCAUGCCGCAGAGCUUCAAUCCUUAUGCUACGUUGCCAUAUCCGGGCAAUUAUCAAUACGGCGGCCUGCCUCAGGGACCCGCACCUGGACACUAUGGCACGUAUCCUGGCAGCUUUGCUCAUCAACAGGGCGGCUACCCCAAUCAGAAGCCACCAGGCUGGUAAACAUCAACCAGCUGCAUCAUUUAUGUUAUUUUUAAAGCAAGCUUAUCAUAUCUAUUUCCGCACGUUGUGUUAUUUGUGAAUCUAGAUUCAAAGAAAUUGGUAAUGGCAUUUAAUGCAUGCUCUUCUGCUUUAGUUACAAUUUGUAUCAUAAAAAGUUGAUUGAUAAAUUGAAUUUUAAUCUCAUAUAUACACUUAUAUAUAUCACAAUAAACGUUCCGUC
This is a messenger RNA of Drosophila busckii, 2805 nucleotides long. RefSeq names its product programmed cell death 6-interacting protein (gene ALiX). The record is from RefSeq and is a predicted model, not a curated record. Gene Ontology annotation, molecular function: protein binding. Gene Ontology annotation, cellular component: endosome. Gene Ontology annotation, biological process: mitotic cytokinesis. The coding region runs from base 84 to 2585 and encodes 833 amino acids. Lineage: Eukaryota; Metazoa; Arthropoda; Insecta; Diptera; Drosophilidae. The transcript is spliced from 6 exons.